AUGGUGUGGGUCGAGAGUGGCGUCCUCGGCGUGGAGGACGCACGCGACAAGGACGGCGAGGAGGCCGUGAUAGUCACGCUCACCUCAUUGUCCUCCAUGAUCAUUGGCGGCGAGAGCGGGGAGAAGUGCAGCUGCGGCCGUCGCGGCUUCCACGCCGACAAGCCCCGCGGGGGUGUCUCCCGCGGCGAGGUUCGACGAGAGGAGCUCGCCACGUGCAUUUCCAAAGAGCAGCAGCGGUAG
Trypanosoma grayi is the source of this 240-nucleotide messenger RNA. RefSeq lists its product as hypothetical. The record is from RefSeq and is a predicted model, not a curated record. Lineage: Eukaryota; Euglenozoa; Kinetoplastea; Trypanosomatida; Trypanosomatidae. Bases 1 to 240 code for a protein of 79 amino acids. The transcript has a single exon.